AUCACAAAACCACCGGGUACAGCAUAUCCAUUUGAUUUGCGAGGAAGUCUGAAACAGGCCGGGCUGGAAACAAUCGUCCAUGAAACAACAAGCGAACGACAUAUGCUCAAUCUAUUUUUGUGUAAACUACAAAAACUCGACCCGGAUGCAUUUGCGGGACAUGAUUUGUCGGCUCAGUUAUCGCUUUUAUCGUCACGUCUAGAAAAACUUAAAAUUAAUAAUUGGUCACGUGUGAGCCGGCUGAAACGAGCAAUUACAAUCAGGCAAAUAUCCAGCAGCAAGUCAUCACAAUGGGAAUUGACAGCCGGACGUUUCAUAUUGGAUAGCAGGUCAUCCGCAAUGGAGCUUGUGAGAAUGCGAAGCUACGAUUUAUGCGAGUUAGCAUCAAAUUUGCUUGGAAUGAAACGAGACGCUCCAUCAAAUGACAGUAUUGCUUCUUUCUUUGCGUUACGUCUGUUUUUGCUCAGUAAACCGGUCGUAGUGACCAGUUUACUGAGCAAAAACAGACGUUGA
Molecule: messenger RNA, 513 nt
Organism: Gongylonema pulchrum
Lineage: Eukaryota; Metazoa; Nematoda; Chromadorea; Rhabditida; Gongylonematidae
Source: the annotation of a GenBank genome assembly